This is a messenger RNA of Cucumis sativus (cucumber), 580 nucleotides long. RefSeq lists its product as uncharacterized. Lineage: Eukaryota; Viridiplantae; Streptophyta; Magnoliopsida; Cucurbitales; Cucurbitaceae. Bases 139 to 390 code for a protein of 83 amino acids. The transcript has 2 exons. The record is from RefSeq and is a predicted model, not a curated record.
GAAGUAAAGAAAGUCAAUUUAGUCCAAAAGUUUGGAGUCCAAAAUCACCGUAACCAAAACGCUCCCAAAAGGUGAGCAAAACCGGCGGUGGAGAGAACUGGAAGAACACAUCUUUUUGAGAGACAAUCGGCGGACAAAAUGAGCGGCGAGGCCAAAAGCGGGGGGGCCAGCGGCGGAGCAGGUGGUUUCAGAUCGAGAAUGGAGCACUAUUUAUACAGCGGCGAUAAAAAGCACGUCGCUGCUGGCAUCGUCAUCUUUGGUAUCAUCUUCGGCAUUCCUUGGGCCCUCAUGAAUCGAGGAUCAAAACAUCGGUCUCACCAAGAUUACAUGGAAAGAGCUGAUAAAGCACGAAGUCAGAGACUCUCUUCAGGUUCAUCAUCAGCUAAAUGAUUUUUUUUUUUCUUUUUGGCUUUCUUCUGAUUGAGGAUGUUCUUUCGGGCACUUGAUUAGCAUAAAUUUUUUGUAGUAGCUCCUAUAUCUUGCAUUUCCCCCCUCCCUCACGUGACAUUAAAUCAAGAGAACAUAUACUCACUAAGGUACACUUGUGGUUAUGAAAUAAAUGACGGAUUUACUUUUUUUU